Cladophialophora bantiana CBS 173.52 is the source of this 543-nucleotide messenger RNA. RefSeq lists its product as uncharacterized. The transcript has a single exon. Gene Ontology annotation, cellular component: membrane. The coding region runs from base 1 to 543 and encodes 180 amino acids. NCBI's taxonomy places the organism in Eukaryota, Fungi, Ascomycota, Eurotiomycetes, Chaetothyriales, Herpotrichiellaceae. Gene Ontology annotation, molecular function: carbohydrate:proton symporter activity. Gene Ontology annotation, biological process: carbohydrate transport; transmembrane transport. The record is from RefSeq and is a predicted model, not a curated record.
AUGGCUAGUAGCCUCGCCCCAGUUCAAUGGUACUUUUUCUCUUGUAUUCCCGGAAUCUUUCUCGUCAACAAGAUCGGUCGAAGCCAGCUCUUGCUGUUUGGCUGCGUCGGCAUGACCGUAUGUCUGAUCAUUGUGGGGGUGACGGUCCACAUAGGUGGCACCGGACCCGGGGCUGCGGCGAUCGUCUUCAUCUGGCUCUAUCUCUUUUCCUACGCGCAAGGCUGGAAUUCCAUCCCUUGGCUCUACCCGGUCGAGAUUGUGCCUCUAGAUAUCAGAGCCCAGUCGGCCGCCAUUUCGACCUCGGGGAACUGGAUCUUCAACGUUAUGGUCGUCAUGGUCACGCCAGUCUGCUUUGCGAGCAUUGGCUGGAAGACUUAUAUCAUGUUUGCCGCCUUCAACGCCGCUGUGCUCCCCAUUGUCUAUUUUUGCUCCCCUGAAACGGCACAGCGGACCCUUGAGGAGAUGGAUAUCAAAUCCCCCAAGCCUACUGGAGUCCUCAACGCCGUCAAGGUGGCCAAGAACGAACCUCUGCAUUUCGAUUGA